CGAUCGAUGCGGGCCGCGGGCGGGGCGCCGUGGGGGCCGGAGCCCGGCCAGGGGGAGCUGAGCCCCGUGCUGGCGGCCGCCCGGCCCAGGCCCCGCUCCUACGGCAGCACGGCCCCCGCCGACCCCGCCCGCCCCCCCGGGCCCCGCCCCGGGCCCCCGCGCAGCCUGCAGCACAGGGUGGCCACCGGAGACACCCUGCAGGGCAUCGCCCUCAAGUUCGGGGUCACGAUGGAACAAAUCAAAAGGGCAAAUAAACUGUUUACCAACGAUUGCAUCUUCCUGAAGGAGACCUUGAACAUCCCGAUGCCUCUCGAGAAGCCGUCGCCGUUCAACGGACUCGACUCCCUGGAUUCCCCCGACGGGGAACCGCCCGCGGAUCCCUGCCCCUCAGCCGAAGACGCAGCUCCAGGUGGCGGCCGCUUCUCUCCCAGCCCUCAGAUCCAGGAAAAUGCGGCCGGCCAAGCCGAGGAAUUGUCCGCCAAAGAUUUCCUGCGGAAGCUGGAUCUGCAGAUCAAACUGUCCACGCAGGCCGCCAGGAAGCUCAAAGAAGAGAGCAGAGACGCCGAUGCCGCUGACAGUCCUUACGCAGGGUCUUCUUACCACAUGUAGCUGGUCACUACACCCCCCCUGCCUGCCCCGCCACACCGCCCCAGGGACGCGGCAUCAGGAAAAAAUGAAUGAUCGGGAAGAAACGGAUCAGGAAGAAACGGGCCUCGGGCCUCCUCCCGUCCGGCUCUCCUCGCCCGCCUAGGACGGGCCGUCUUUCCGUCUGGAAAUGCGUCGAAGCGAUGAGUUCCCUUUUGCCUCGUUCUCAGUGUCCGUCUUUCCUGCAUCCCUAAAGAGGCCGGGGCCGCCUUUCCCGCCCAGCAUCCUCGCACUUGGUGGACUUGGUCCGGAGAGAGCCGGCAGGGACCAAAAUCGGAAAAUCCCGGUCCGCCCAACGAAAAGGCGUGAGCCUCGCCUGUACCGACUGCGUCCAACCCGACGCGCCUGCAUCAACCCCAGCACUUAGAAUGAUGCCCGGCACGUAGCAAGCGCUUAACAGAUACCAUCAUCGUCGUCAAUACGAUCUCCGCCGGGCCCAGUCGAAGAAGGUUUUACAUGCGUGAAGAGCCCGAUCCCGAUUCAGUUCUCUAUUUUGGAAAUGGAGCUGGAAAAGUCUGAGUGGGAGAUGAGAAAACAAAAAAAAACCCUCUAUGUUUGCCGAGUGCCGGCUCCUAUUUUUCUGGAAUGAGGGGAAAAAGUACAGCAGCCUAUUUUUCCUUUUGUAAUGACAUUUGAAAAAAUAGCUUCUUGUGUGCCAGGUCUGUCGUUUAAUUUAAGAUACAAGAAAAAUUAAAAUUAAAAAGUGUAAAAACCA
Molecule: messenger RNA, 1360 nt
Organism: Tachyglossus aculeatus (Australian echidna)
Lineage: Eukaryota; Metazoa; Chordata; Mammalia; Monotremata; Tachyglossidae
Gene: LYSMD2
Product: LysM domain containing 2
Exons: 3
Coding region: 7-609 (200 amino acids)
Source: RefSeq, a predicted model, not a curated record